CUGUUUGCGUCAUCCUCCGUGAGAAUUAUAGCCAGACCCAGGCGGAGCUUUGUCGAUGCCUGUAACGUGAGAUCAUCCAGGUCUGGACACUGUGGGAGCGCAGUGAGGGACGGCGGGGUCAGGAAGGCGCACACUGCUGCUGCUCUUCCACCUUCCACAUUCAUCCCCUCCAUUCGCGGCUUCUAUCGGUCCAACUCUGAAAGACCUUCCAUCUGUCAACAUAACAGGAAGACGUUUGGGUUUUUGCGGGAUAGACAUCACACUCAAUCGCUACCUCCAUCGGGUUUCAGAUACUGUUCAACCGCUGCGAGGAUACAUAGAGCAACCAUGGCGCAAGAUAGAGACAUUCUCCCGGACACUGUCAAGCCGGUCAACUAUGAGCUGUCGAUCUACGACCUGGAGCUCGGCGGGGCCUUCUCCUACGCCGGCACCGUCAAGAUCGCCCUCGACAUCGUGAAGUCCGCCAAGGAGAUCGUGCUCAACACCCACCAGCUCGAGAUCCAGACCGCCGAGCUCUUCACCGACUCGGCGAAGACGGAGUCGUCGACGAAAGCAGACAAGAUCGAUUACGAUGAGAAGCAGCAGCGGGCGACCCUUUCCUUCGCGGAUGCCUUCCCGGCCACGACGAAGGCAUCGCUGAUCAUCAAAUUCAAGGGCACUAUGAACAAUACUAUGGCUGGCUUCUACCGCUCCCGUUACCUUCCGGCCGCGCCCCAUGUGCCGUCCGUCCCCAAGGAUGGCGACCAUGUCUACAUGUUCAGCACGCAGUUCGAAUCCAGCGACGCGCGCCGUGCCUUCCCAUGCUUCGACGAGCCCAACCUAAAAGCCACAUUUGAUUUCGACAUCGAAAUCCCGGAUGAUCAAGUGGCGUUGAGCAACAUGCCGGUGAAGAGCGAGGAGCCAAGCAAAUCCGGCCUGAAGGUCGUGACCUUUGAGAAGACUCCGAUCAUGAGCACUUACCUCUAUGCUUGGGCGUUUGGAGACCUCGAGUUCAUCGAAGAGCACACCGCCCGCCUGUACAAUGGCAAGAGUCUGCCGGUCCGAGUGUAUACCACCAAGGGUCUGAAGGAUCAGGCUCAGUGGGCGUUGGUCAAUGCCAGCAAGAUCACCGAUUACUUCUCGGAGAUUUUCCGGGUUGAUUAUCCCUUGCCCAAAGUGGAUCUUCUAGCGGUCCAUGAAUUCUCACACGGCGCAAUGGAGAAUUGGGGCCUCAUUACCUACCGAACAACCGCGGUGCUCUUCGACGAGAAGUCCAGCGACCAGAAAUACAAAGUCCGAGUGGCAUACGUAGUUGCCCAUGAGCUUGCCCACCAGUGGUUUGGCAACUUGGUGACCAUGGACUGGUGGAACGAGCUCUGGCUCAAUGAAGGCUUCGCCACCUGGGUCGGCUGGUUAGCAACUGACCAUUUCAAUCCAUCUUGGAAUGUCUGGGGACAGUUUGUCUCUGAAUCCUUGCAAACAGCAUUUGCCCUCGAUUCGCUCCGAAGCUCUCAUCCCAUCGAGGUUCCAGUCCGGGACGCGUUGGAAGUCGACCAAAUCUUCGACCACAUCAGCUACCUCAAAGGAAGCUCGAUCAUCCGCAUGCUUUCGGCCCAUUUGACUCAGGAGAAGUUCAUCCUCGGCGUCUCGAACUACCUGAAAGCUCAUCAAUUCGGAAACGCAAAGACCAAUGAUCUGUGGGCUGCUCUGAGCGAGGCAUCUGGACAGGAUGUUAAGGCGUUCAUGGACGCAUGGAUCCUCAAGAUCGGCUUCCCGGUUCUGAGCGUUUCUGAAGAGCCGGGUCAGAUCGGAGUGAAGCAGUCCCGUUUCUUGCUCUCCGGCGACGUUAAGCCUGAGGAGGACGAGUCCAUUUGGUGGGUGCCCCUUGGACUAAAGACAGGAUCUGGAUCGGCCGCUACGACCAACAUUCCUCUUACCGGAAGGGAGCAAACCCUGCGCGACAUUGACGAGACUUUCUACAAGCUCAACGCCGACGCAACUGGAUUCUACCGAACCAACUACACGCCUGAGCGGUUGAUGAAGCUCGGCCAAGCUCGAGCGCAACUGAGCCUCGAGGACAAGAUCAGCCUUAUCGCCGACGCCGCAGCGCUUGCUCAAGCCGGCACUGGCACCACCGCCGGAUUUUUGGCGCUGGUUGAGAACUUCAAGGAUGAGGACAACUACCUCGUCUGGAGCCGCAUUUUGACGUCUCUUGGUAAUGUCCGUACGGUAUUCGCGGAUAUCCCAGAUAUUUCGGAAGGCCUCCGAAAGUUCACCCUGAAGCUCGUAUCGCAAGCGGCGGAGAAGGUCGGCUGGGAUUGCUUGCCGAACGACGAGCUGCUCACCCUGCAGCUUCGUGCUCUCCUGAUCUCAUCUGCUGGACGUGCCGGCCAUGAAGGCAUCAUCGCCGGAGCCCAGCAACGCUUCAAGGCCCACAUCGAUGGUAUCCAACCCCUGCACCCCAACCUCCGCCUCCCCGUCUUCCGCGUCGCCAUCAAGAACGGCGGCGCGACCGAAUACCAGUCCCUCCAGCACGAAUACAAGACCACGACCUCCAUUGACGGCAAAGAAAUCUGCCUCCAAUCCAUGGGCCUCGUGCAGUCCCCUGCGCUCGCCGCCGACUUCCUCGCCUUCCUCUUCAGCGACGCCGUCGCCGUGCAGGACGUGCACUCCGGCUCCGCCUCCCUCGGCGCGAACCCGGCGACGCGCACCGCGCUCUGGGAGUUCAUCAAGGCGAACUGGGAGACGAAGGUGUACCCGCGUCUGAGCGGGAACAUGGUGGUGCUCGAUCGGUUCCUGAAGGUCGGGUUGGACGACUUCGCGAGCGCUGCGGUCGAGGAGGACAUCCGCCGGUUCUUCGAGGGGAAGGAUAAUAAGGGGUAUGAUCGCACGCUGAGUGUGUUGAGCGAUACGAUCAAGGGGAACGCGACAUAUCAGGAGCGGGAUCAGGCGGUGGUGAAGGAGUGGUUGAGCGCGCAUGGGUACAUGUAAGCUGCGGAUCAUUGCACUCAUUGCACACCUAUUGCGUGACGCAGGCACAGAAAGGUUGAGUUCCGGUAAAUAGAGCUAUCCAUUAUAGCUAUCGAGAAUAAAAGCAGGUGAACCAUGAUUAU
Eremomyces bilateralis CBS 781.70 is the source of this 3092-nucleotide messenger RNA. RefSeq lists its product as uncharacterized. Bases 328 to 2970 code for a protein of 880 amino acids. Gene Ontology annotation, cellular component: cytoplasm. The transcript has 9 exons. Gene Ontology annotation, molecular function: metalloaminopeptidase activity; peptide binding; zinc ion binding. NCBI's taxonomy places the organism in Eukaryota, Fungi, Ascomycota, Dothideomycetes, Eremomycetales, Eremomycetaceae. The record is from RefSeq and is a predicted model, not a curated record. Gene Ontology annotation, biological process: proteolysis; peptide catabolic process.